AUAUAUUGUCAUCGCACUAUGUUUGAGUAAUUGCGAGAAACAUUGUCGAUGUUGCGACGCCUAGCGGCAAUUUCACGAAGGUGAUCGCCACAAAAUCAGCUGUUACCCUAUCUGGAAUCUUUUAAUUUCUCUUUUUUUGGUGGGAAAAAUGUUUCGUUAUAAUUAUCGUAUUAUUACUAUUUAAAUGAUAUUAAAUAUCAAAUCUGUAACAAGAUAUCAAAUAUAGAAAGAAAAAAUGGAUAAUGAUUUUGAUAUCUAUGAGGACUUGUCCAAUUACGAUAUAAAGGAUGAUGAGAAUCCUUCUAAAAAUAAUGAAGCCCUUUCGAAUGAAUGCGAGGAAUUAAAGAAAGAAGUUAACGAGCUUAAGGAAAAAUUAGAAAAUCUUCAAAAGAUUAAUGAAACCUUAGAGGUUAACUUAUCUUCUUUACUUAAAACAGCCAAGGCCGAAAUUACGCGAAAAGACAAGAUGAUAGAUGAACUUAGAAAGCAAGUAGACAAUAUGUCAUUUAGACGUGGCCACUUCAAUAGAAACGUAAAAGAUAUUAAUGACAAACCAAUGCAACAGUUACCUGUACAAAAUCUACAUGAAUAUAGUCAUGUACAACAAUAUGCUGAGAGUGAAAGAACUUCGGUGUCUAAUUUACAAAAUUUAAAUUCAAAUAACGAUAAAUAUAAUUCAGUUGCUAGUAGUUCUUCUGAUAUGAAUUUUCAGAACUCUAGUACUAUUAAUUGUAAUCAUCCUGAUGAAGAUCAAGUUGUGUCAGAUUAUGAAAGUUAUAGUGAUCAAUUUUGCAAUACAAGGUAUCAAUCUAAAAAGUUACAAGUACCUUAUAUGGGUAGUACUACUGUUUUUACCGAACGUUUGCGUAAAAGGAUAAUGGAAGAAGAAGCAGAACAGAAACGGAAAUUAUUGGAAGAAGAGGAUAAGACAAAUUUAUUAUCGGAAGAUAAACACGAUAAAAAUACCAAAAUUAAUAUCGAUGACAAAGAAAAUCAUUCUUACUGUAGUAUAUUAAAUUUAAAUGUUGAUGAUACGAGUUUGAAGAGUAAAGAAGCUGUACGUGAUUUUAUUGAUAAUACUAAUAUUCCAAAACACAAUGAUGUUUCUAUGACAAAUCAACAAAGGCCAGCAUUAAAUGUUAAAGUUUCUAAGAAAAGGUUGGAUAAUGUUGAAACACACUUUAGCAAACGACGAAAAUUAGAUAUAGAACAAAAUUUGUGUCCAGAUAAAAAUAGUCUUCCUGUAGAAGAUGCAUUUAAUGAAUAUGAUCAUGGUAUUAUAUCUAGUACAAAAACAGACAAAUUAAAUUGUGAAGAAAAUAGUAAUUCUUAUAUUGAAAGAAAUGCUUGGAAUGAUAACAAAUAUGAUAAAGGUACAAAAUCAAAUAGUACCGCGUACAGAAGAAAGGAAAAGGAAUAUUAUAGAAAAUUCAACAAUGAUUACAAUAAUUAUUCCAAAGAAAGUAUUCUAUAUUAUGAAAAGAAUAGAUAUAAUCAUACACGGAGUAGGUCACCUCUUCCAAAAUAUUUUGAUAGAAAGCAUAAAUAUCACGAUGAUCGAUACAGAAAUUACAGAGAUAGAUUUGACAAAAGACGAAAUUCUCAAGAUAAAGAGGAAGAUACUUUAAUAUCCUCCGAUAGAAGAUCUUAUGAUUUACGCAAUAAAGAUAAAAAUAGAUCUACUGAAAAGUAUGGUACUACAGAUUUUAAUUUAUCAAUAAAUAAAGGGAGCAAAUAUUCAAUUUCACAUGUCUCUAGAUCUGUAUCACAUGAAAGAAGUAGGAGUAGAGAAAGAACAAAUCAUAAAAUUUAUGAUAGGAGAUAUUUAAAAUCUACAAGGCAUGAUAAGAAUUCGGAAGAACGUGAAAAUGUUUUUUCGAAAAAGAAAAGUGAAAUAAACGAAUCGAAAGCUAUAUCUCUGUCAAAAAAAAAAAAUGAUAUUUCAGACAAAUCAAUUAAAACAAAUACUAUCGAUGAAAUUUUAGAGGAUGGCGAAAUUGUAUCUCCCAUUAAAUCUAAUCUAAAUAAUGAAACAAAAGAAAUAAAAGAUAUUUCUAAUGUAGAAACUCAUAAAGAUUCUCUUGAUCAAUUUGAAAAUGGAUCAAAAUUUUCUAACGAAGUGGAUACGCGUAUAUGUUUAAAGAAAACAAAUAGUAAACAUAUAGAAUAUAAAAAAAAAAAAAUUGAUCAAGUUGAGAAAGAUAAAGAUAUUAUUGUAGCUAUAACAACUACUUCAGAAGAAAAAUAUAUUCCUUUGGUUGAAAAUAAACAGGAUUGUAUGGUAACAUCUACAAACAAUAUUAUACCACUUUUAAUAUGUAUUGACAAUGAUAUUGAUAAAAAUGAUAUUAUCAAUGAAGAAAAGUGUGAUAAAGAAAUUGUACAAUUAGAGAAGGCUUCUAAAGAAGCCGAUAGCACUUGCGAUAUGCAAAACUUUCCUGAGGAUAUAUCAAGAACCAUUAAAGAAAUUUCUGUUGAAACAAUUAGACAAGAAAGUAAUAUUAUUUGUAAAUAUAAUGAUGAAAUAGAAGAAGAAAGUAUUUCUAAUACUUCCAAUGUAGAUAUAGUUAAAGAUAAUGCUUUUUUUAUUGAGAAACACAAAACAGAAAAUGAUAUAUCAACAGAUAAAUAUAAUAUGUCAGAUAACAACUAUGAUAAUCAAGUUCCUAUAUUAAAUGAUCAACAGGAGCCAUUAGUAAAAGUUCAUCAAGAAGUUGCAGCUACGAUGCAAGAUCUCCAAGGAAAUGAAGAAGAUAAUAGUGAAAAUGAGAUUGUUAAGGUUAAAGCAUCAAAAAAUAAUAAAAAAGAAGGAUCAGAGUCUGAACAUUCUAAAGUCAUUAUUUUUGCUCGACGUAGAAAGCAUGUACAAUUAACUGAUAAUAAUGCAUCUAUGACUGUUGUAAUAAAUCCUAAUAAUAUUAAUUUAGAUGUUGAUGUAAAGAACAGCGAUGAAAGUAAUUUGAAACUACGAGCAUGUAAAGUAUCUCGUUCUUAUAAAGAUGUCUUGCUCUUCAUUAUCAAUGAUUUUAUAAUGACUUAAGCCAAAAGUGAGCCUAACUAUAAUUCUUGGAAGAUUUUGAUAAACAAAGUCUUAUUUUAAAGAUGAAGACUUGAACGAGAAAAUGACUUGGUCAAAUUUAUGAAAAAAUUUUAUUUUCUUUACAAAAAAAAAAAAAAAAAAAAAAAGAAUAUGAACAGUUUAUGAUUAAAGAUUUUCACCACUUUCAUCGUAGCAUAUUCACAUUCGUAAGAAAAAUUUGUACAAUAAAGAAAUAAUUUUAAUUCAUCUAUUUUCAAAGAAAUACAAUUUGCAAUAUAAUUUGUUUCUUGUUUUUAUCAGAUGUAUCAUUAUUUUUACUAUCUACAAAAAUUCGAUCAUAUCGUCUGAUAUAAAAUUAUUAUCUAACCAUCGAUAGUCAAAAUAGAUCUCUAUUUUACCAACAGUAUCUAUACUAUACAGUAUCUAUACUGUUGGUAAAAUAGGGAUCUAUUUUGAACCGUUGGUAAGAUAGAUUUGUACUUUACCAUUAGUUUCUAAGGGCCUCGCUUUAACGAAUUUUUAAAAAAUCUUUUCAUCUAUACAUAAAUUAUUCACGAAGAAAUAUCAUUUUAUAACAUGAUUUUUUUUUUUUUUUAACGAAACCUCAUUCAUCAAAAUCUCGAUUAAGAAAUAUGCCUGGUUUCAUUGUCGGUAUAAAUUAUUAUAAAAGUAGGGGUAAUGAAUAGCUCUAAUCUAAGUUCUUAUGAGUCUAUUUCUUUUCUCUUUUUUAUGUUAAUUAUUUUACAUUAUAUAAAAAAAAAAAAAGAAAUGAAAAAAAAGAGGAGGAGAAAAGGGAAUUCGUGAAAAAGAAAAAAAGUAAAUCCAUAAACAUAUUGCCUGCAGAUAUGACGUUUAUUUCUUCGUCAAUGAUAGUAUAUCAUCUCUGUAAUAUAUUGACAUAAUACAGUAAUUAAAAAAUAUAGUCCGUUUUCUAAAGGUGCAAUCAUUAACGUAGGUAAAAUGUAAUAACGCUAGUUAAACGUUUAUUAAUUAUCGUUGUGUGUGACCGUAACUCGAUAUAUAAUUAGAUCAAACGCUACGACUCCACUGCAAUUGAAUAAUUAAAAUGUUAUUACAAAAUACAAAGUGCAAAUACUAUUUAUACAUGCAUAUAUCUACUUAUACGCACGCGAAGGAGGGAAUUUGUUUCUUUUAUUCGUUAAAUAGUUGCACAACUUGAAUAUAUUUCUUUUAUAAUCUUGUAAAAUUUCACUUUUUGCGAAUCAUACGUAGUAAAUAACAAGUUGCCCAGCCUAAAAACACUUGUCAAUAAACAUUGCCCAUUUAUUUUAAUAGAAUUAUUUCGAAUAAAAAGUUGAAUAUAAAAAAGAAAAAUUUUGAAAUGAAAAUUAACAGUGAUAAUCGUUGCAUCGACUUUAAUCGCUGUGUUAAACUAAAUAAACGUAGUUCUUUUCUUUUCUUUUCUCUCUCUCUCUCUCUCUCUCUCUCUCUCUCUCUUUCUCAUUGGCCUAAAGUUUAAACCAAAUGUAUGUGAACUAUUUAUAUAGGUAAAAAAUCAUUCUACUAAUUAUAUACUUGUAUAUUAUUUAAGGACACAUGGGCAAUACAGGAUCGAGAAUGAACAUAUAUCACUAUCUCUUAACGAUAUAUGGCUGUAUAAAGAGCUGAAGGUCCGUAUUCGAAGCGUUCUAACAAAUUCCUCAGUUCUAAAGCAUUUGUUUAUUUUCCAAAAAUAUUUCAUAUCGUUUCUACAUUAAACGCUCGGAAUACGGGCCAAAACCUAGAUCCUAAACAAACACAUUUAAUUAUUUUUCUUGAUGUUACAAUCGAACAAUCUUAACGCAUAAAAUUACAUAGAUUCGAUUGCCUUCUUAACGAAAAUUUCUUAAUGAGCUGCACGACAUAUCACGGUCAGUUUCUAAAAGUCUAAAAAUGUACUAAAAAGAAAAUAAUAAUAAUAAUAAUAAUAAUAAUAAUAAUAAUAAUAAUAAUAAUAAUAAUAAUAAUAAUAAUAAUAAUAAUAAUAAUAAACAUAAAAAAAUACUUUUUGCAAACUUAAAUAAACGCCGGAAGAGUCGUAUCCAUCUUUGUGAGAACUGCAAACGAUAUAUUCUGCAUUAAUUGCAAUAGAACAAUAAUUACUUUUCAAAACUUUAACACGAUCGUUGUAAUCGAUUAGAUUUAUGAAUUAUAUAUUUCGUUGAAUAUUUCUUUUAAAGUCUUGUUCAAAGAAUAUUUUCAUAGAGUCAUAUAUUUUUUUUUUCAACAUACACUUAUAUAAGUACCUUUUUCUGUUCUGUCCUAAAAACAUAUGUGUAUAUAUAUAUAUAUAUAUAUAUAUAUAUAUAUAUAUAUAUGUAUAUAUACAUACAUAUUUCAUAGGAACAUUUUUAUAAUGUUAUCAUUAAUAAUAUAUAUUUGAAUAUAUCAGAACAAGAGAGCGUUGAUUUUGUAUGUUCUCUUUAAAGAUUUCAAAGGUACAAGAAUACAUAGCAUAUAUAUACCUAGACAAAUACAACGUCAUACGUAAUUACGUGAAUUCAUAUUUUGAGAAACAAUUGUUCAAAUACAAGGAAUAUUAUAUACUAGCAAGUAUGUAUGUUCGACUCGACCGGUCGUUGCUUGCCAGAUUAACAGUCAUUAUUAACGCGUUUUUUUUUCUCUCUUUCUUUUAACUACUAAUAUUGCUAUGUGUUUUGUUUUGUAAGAUUUAUCAAACUAAAGUUUGCAGGAAACUUUUUAUUAAAAAGUGACUCUUCCACGAUACUUAUAUUUCGUUACAGUAGUGAAUCGAUAAUCUCUCUCAAUUCUGUGGACAUUCAAAAUGAAACGUAAAUAAUUUUACGUUAUUUUUAUAUAAUGCAAUAAUUAAAGUCAUUUUUACAUUCCUUUCGGUACAUAAAUCUCUACUCAAAUCAAAUAUACAUUCGUUUAUAUAUAAUGAAUAUAUAAAUAAAAUUAAUAAAACAAUGGUUAAUUUAUAAAAAUAAUGAAAUAAUAUUUGUUUGAAAAUUAAUAAACUUUAUGAAUGUUCACAGAUAUGUUGAAUAACCGUACACACACUGUCUUUUCACAUUAUAAAGAUUAUUGUAUUGUAAUUCUCUACAAUAAUAAGCUAUACGAUUUCUUCAAAAUCUUUUAAGAACUUUUGAUGCCUGUACACAGAUAUGUGUGUGUGUGUGUGUGUGUGUAUAUAUAUAUAUAUAUAAUAUAUGAGUUACUUGCAAUUUUUUUUUUUUUUUUUUUAUAUAAAUUUCUACAUUUUAGACAAUAUAAUUCACAUUUCUAUUGAUUAUUAUUCAGAUAUUUUAAUAUUGUUCUGUAACUCUCUUGUACAAUAUAUUUAAAAACCAUCUAUGCGUAUUUUGCUUGCCAUCACCUAAGAAUUAGGUGAACGACCCCUCUAACGCAUGAACAAUUUCGUAACAUUUAUCUCGUUUUUUCUGUUUUCUUUACGAUCUCAUAAGCUCUUAUAAAUAUAUUUAUAUAUAUAUAUAUAUAUAUAUAUAUAUAUAUAUAUAUAUAUAUAUAUAUAUAUAUAUAUAUUGUACAAGCAUAUUCGGUUCUUAUAUGGAGUAUUAUUACGACUACCUAUAUAAUUUGCUUUAUUAAAGCUAUGUACGCGCGCUUUUCUUUGUGUAUUUUGUACAGUACUCACACAUUAAAAUUGCUAUGCUGUAGUUUAAUGAAAAAGAAAAAAAGAAGAAGAAAUAUAAUAUGAUGUAGUUGAUAUUUCGCGUUAUUUUUUUAUGCAGGCACGCACGCACACAUACGCACACAUACAUACACGCACACAACAAACAUACAAAUGUAUAUAAAUAUAAAUAUCAAACAAUAGAAGCAACGGACGGCUAUGUUCAGCCUAUGUACAAUCGUGUGAGGUACAUUCUGAUUGGUUCAUUGAAAUGUCACCGACCAAGAAUUUUACUCUUUAAUGAGUUUUUUCUUUCUUUCUUUCUUUCUUUUGUUUUUCCCGUAUAUAUUUUCAAAAGCUACACCUUAAAUACUACAUCAUCAUAAAAUAUUAGAAUUAAGUUGGUCCACCGAAGAGACGGCAUUAACAAAUGUAGGAUAUUAUCGUCGACGUAUAAUUUCAAGACUUUAAAAUAUGGCUGCCAAAUUCUAUUAUUCUCUUUCGACGAUCAACAUGGAUAAUAUUAUAUUAUUUUCAUUCAAAACUUGAUCCCGAUAAUUAUAUAUUUCAUAAAGUAAUCAAUUUCUAUCUCAAAUAUGUAUAUACAGGGUAGAGUUGAAAGUUUCUAAGUGAUUUUAAAAACUAAUUAUCCUUUGUUGAGAUUUUUUGUUGGCUUGCAAUUUAGAUUUGUAUCAUUUUAAAAGCUAUGUUCGUAGUUUUAUAAUAUGAAAAAAAAAAAAAAAAAAGAAAAAAAUAUCGUUAAAAAAAUUGUCGAAAAAAAAAUCGAUUUU
Vespa crabro (European hornet) is the source of this 7426-nucleotide messenger RNA. RefSeq lists its product as uncharacterized. Lineage: Eukaryota; Metazoa; Arthropoda; Insecta; Hymenoptera; Vespidae. The record is from RefSeq and is a predicted model, not a curated record. The transcript is spliced from 4 exons. Bases 236 to 3040 code for a protein of 934 amino acids.